AUGUCUCAGUCAAUGCUCUCCACCAUGCUCAACUCUCGCCUGAGCGCCGUCGCAGCCCGCACAUCAAGACGAUCCAUCGGCCGAGCUCUGUACUCCAGCCAGGGCUACGGAGACGGCAAAGGAGACCCAGCGGCCGAGAACCCUGCCGAGCAAGGUGUGAGCCGUCGCAGUCGCGAAUUGGAGCACCCAGGACCCGAGCAGCAUGUCAAGAAGCCUUCGUCUGGCAACGGUGGUGAGCAGCAGUCAGGGAGCAAGGACGGGUCGGCGAAGCCGUCGUUUAAGAAGGGACUGGAGAAUGAAAUUGCUCGGGGUCGGGGGCAAUGA
Messenger RNA from Penicillium diatomitis, 324 nucleotides. RefSeq lists its product as uncharacterized. The record is from RefSeq and is a predicted model, not a curated record. The transcript has a single exon. Bases 1 to 324 code for a protein of 107 amino acids. Lineage: Eukaryota; Fungi; Ascomycota; Eurotiomycetes; Eurotiales; Aspergillaceae.